Messenger RNA from Raphanus sativus (radish), 1023 nucleotides. RefSeq names its product F-box/FBD/LRR-repeat protein At3g26920-like. Gene Ontology annotation, molecular function: protein binding. The record is from RefSeq and is a predicted model, not a curated record. Lineage: Eukaryota; Viridiplantae; Streptophyta; Magnoliopsida; Brassicales; Brassicaceae. The transcript has 2 exons. The coding region runs from base 339 to 953 and encodes 204 amino acids.
ACACCUAUUACUUAUCUCUCAAGCAACCUUGUUAAGUUCAUAUAAAUAGCUUUGCAUACGAACUCAGUCUUUCGGGUUUAUUCUUCUUGUCUUCGUUAUCAAGUAGGAUUUCGAAUUGUUGCUUCUUGUGUUUGUUUAUCUCGGCUUUUGAAACAAGUCUUUUCAAGAAUUGAGGAUCAAAGCUUCGUGAUUGAAUACAAGUCGUUUUGAUAGUAGCGGUUAGUUCUUGUUAGGAUUGUGUAGACAAAGCACUCUUGUCUCGUUUUCCUCUCUGUCAGUCGCUUAGGGUUUACGGAAGUUUUAGCCUCUGCUCUAGAGCUCUCUAUCUAUCAAACACAAUGAAGAAAAGGUGUGGUCAAAGUAUGGACAGGAUCAGUCAGGUGCCAGAUGCUGUGCUUGCGAAGAUCUUGUCUUCACUUCCAACAACAAAAGGUGUCGUAGCCACAGCUGUUUUGUCUAAACAAUGGCGGUUUCUUUGGAAGAUGGUGCCCAAGCUCACGUUUAGGUACAACGGUGGCAAUGAUAUUCAUGGGUUUUCAGAUAGUGUUCGGAGGACUAUGCUUUCACUCGAAGCUCUGUAUCUACAGAGUUUGCAUCUUGAUGUUUCACUUGGCGAAGAUGAUCGUAUGGAUGGUUUUGGAGAGUUAGUUGGAAUCGCAUGUGGACUCCACGUGCGUGAGUUGGUACUCGAACUCUCUCGCCCAGGUUUAAACAGAUAUCCUAUCAUCUUGGAUAACUGUCAGUCUCUGGAAACCUUGAAACUUCGUGGUUCCAUUGCUCUGGAGGUCCCUUCUCCAGUUUCUCUAACUUCUCUCAGAACUCUGCACCUUGAAGAUGUGUUCUACGACAGUGAGUCUGUUGUGAACCUUUUGAGUGGCUGUGUUCGUCUUGAAAAUUUGUUUGUUACUCGAAAUAGCGAUAAUGGUGUGGAGACUUUCACUGUAAUGAAUUGAGUUUGUUGUUGUUGUUACAUUGUUUAUGGGAUUAUUACUAAUACUACCGCCUAAUUGCAUAUAUUAAGGU